Fraxinus pennsylvanica is the source of this 1047-nucleotide messenger RNA. NCBI's taxonomy places the organism in Eukaryota, Viridiplantae, Streptophyta, Magnoliopsida, Lamiales, Oleaceae. The record is from the annotation of a GenBank genome assembly.
AUGUCAGACGCUUUGAUCAAUGGCCUGGCCGGUGCUGGUGGCGGCAUCAUCGCUCAGCUCGUAACCUAUCCACUCCAAACUGUGAAUACGCGGCAACAAACGGAUCGAGAUCCGGAGAAGCAGAAGAGAAGUCUUGGGACUAUAAAACAAAUGUCUCAGGUUGUGAAGCAAGAAGGAUGGGAUCGGCUGUAUGGAGGUUUAACUCCGUCCCUGGUCGGCACUGCUGCGUCUCAGGGUGUUUACUAUUAUUUCUAUCAAAUAUUCAGGAACAAGGCCGAAGCUGCUGCCCUUGAACGUAAGAAGAAAGGCUUUGGUGAUGGAUCAGUUGGAAUGUUCUCAUCACUUGUGGUGGCCGCUCUAUCUGGGUGUGUGAAUGUGCUGCUGACUAAUCCUAUCUGGGUAGUUGUGACUCGCAUGCAGACUCAUACAAAAAAGAGUUUACCGAAUCAUGGUGAAUCAAUAUCUUCGGAGACUGAAUCAUUAUCUUCCAAAGAAGUAGUUCUUGCUGCAGCAGAACUUCCUCCUUAUGGAACUAGCCAUGCGAUUCAUGAAAUUUACGGUGAAGCUGGAGUCUGGGGAUUUUGGAAAGGUGUUUUCCCGACAUUGAUCAUGGUGAGCAACCCUUCAAUACAAUUUAUGUUGUAUGAGACUCUCUUGAAAAAGCUGAAGAAACGACGAGCUUCAAGUGGAAAGGCUAACAACGACGUCACUGCUUUGGAGAUAUUUUUGCUUGGAGCGUUGGCAAAACUUGGAGCUACAGUCGUAACAUAUCCUCUCCUUGUUGUGAAGUCAAGACUUCAAGCAAAACAGGUAACUAACGGAGACAGAAGGCGUCAAUACAAAGGCACCUUAGAUGCUAUACUGAAGAUGAUAAGGUAUGAAGGGUUUUACGGUUUUUACAAGGGGAUGGGGACGAAGAUUGUACAAAGUGUUCUCGCGGCUGCUGUUCUUUUCAUGGUUAAGGAAGAACUUGUCCGUGGGACUGGGCGGGCUCGCAGAAGUUUUCUAUGUUCCGAAGCAGGAAUGUUUCUGCCAGAUUUCCAAUAA